This is a messenger RNA of Onychomys torridus (southern grasshopper mouse), 1263 nucleotides long. Its product is annotated as serine protease inhibitor A3N-like. Gene Ontology annotation, biological process: negative regulation of endopeptidase activity. NCBI's taxonomy places the organism in Eukaryota, Metazoa, Chordata, Mammalia, Rodentia, Cricetidae. The record is from RefSeq and is a predicted model, not a curated record. Gene Ontology annotation, molecular function: serine-type endopeptidase inhibitor activity. The transcript is spliced from 4 exons. The coding region runs from base 1 to 1263 and encodes 420 amino acids.
AUGGUCCUACUUAUAGCUCUGGGGCUCUUCAUAGUGGCGAUCUGCCUUGUUGUCCUCUGCCUAACAUACAGCACAUUAGGAAGGAACACUGAAGUCCAUAAAGUCCAAAACAAUGGGACACGUGUGGACAGUCUGACACUGGCCUCCAUCAACACUGACUUUGCCUUCAGCCUCUACAAGGAGCUGGUGUCGAAGAAUCCAGAUAAAAAUAUUCUCUUCUCUCCACUCAGCAUUUCAGCUGCCUUGGCCAUCCUAUCCCUAGGAGCAAGCAGUAACACCCUGGAAGAGAUUCUAGAAGGUCUCAAGUUCAAACUGACAGAGACCCCUGAGGCAGACAUCCACCGGGGUUUUGGGCACCUCCUCCACAUGCUCAGCCAGCCAGGGGACCAGGUGAAGAUCAGAACAGGUAGUGCCAUGUUUGUUGAAAAGCACCUGCAGAUCCUGGCAGAGUUCAAGGAGAAGGCAAGGGUUCUGUACCAGACUGAGGCCUCCACAGCUGACUUCCAGCAGCCUUUUGAGGCCAAAAAGCUCAUCAAUGACUAUGUGAGCAAACAGACCCAUGGGAAGAUCAAGGAACUGAUCUCAGACCUGGAUGAGAAAACAUUAAUGGUGCUGGUGAAUUACAUCUAUUUUAAUGGAAAAUGGAAGAUGCCCUUUGACCCUGAAGAUACUUUCGAGUCCAAGUUCCACUUGGGCAAGAGAGGGACUGUGAAGGUGCCUAUGAUGAAAAUUGAGGACCUGACCACACCCUACUUCCAGGAUGAGGAGCUGUCCUGCUCUGUGGUGGAGCUGAAGUACACAGGCAAUGCCAGCGCCCUGUUCAUCCUCCCUGAUGAAGGCAGGAUGCAGCAGGUGGAAGCCAGCUUGCAGCCAGAGACCCUGAGGAAGUGGAAGGACUCUCUGAGGCCCUGGAUGAUCGAUGAGCUCUACAUGCCCAAGUUCUCCAUCUCCAGUGACUACAGCUUGGAGAAAAUCCUUCCACAGCUAGGCAUCAGGGAAGUCUUCUCCUUACAGGCUGACCUGUCUAGAAUAACAGGGGCUAAGAACCUGACAGUCUCUAAGGUGGUCCACAAGGCUGUUCUGGAUGUGGCUGAGACAGGCACAGAAGCAGCUGCCGCCACAGGAGUCAAAAUCACCCUUAAGUCUGGAAAAUGGCACCCAAUGACUGUCAGUUUCAACAGGUCAUUCCUGAUGAUUGUCUCCGACACAAAUACUCAAAUUGCACUCUUUAUAGCCAAAGUCACAAAUCCCAAGGAAAACUAG